AUCAUCUGGGUUUUUAGGGUUUGAGAAAGCAUUAUCUGGUUUUCUUAGGGUUUGAGAAAGCUUUAUCUGGUUUUUUCAGGGUUUGAGGUGGUGGAGCAACAAUGGCAGGAGACAAGGAGGGAUGGAAAAGCAAUGUGGAUACUCACCAUAUGAAACCAGAAGAUGUGGAAAAGAUUGGGGCUCAGCAGUCAAAGAGGCCUCCAGGGCAGCAUCCAGGGAACAUUCUUCACCAGCGUGGAAGUCUAGGUUUGAACAAGUAUAGCACUCUGACAAUGGCUGUUGCAGGCAUUGCUAUUGUGGGUGCUAUAGGAUGGGCUUCUCUUUUAGUUCUCAAGAAACCUGAGAAGACUCCUUCUGAAGUUGCUAAAACCACUGUGGGUGUUUCUGAUUCUCGUUGAGCUUAAGGAUCUGCCCCAUGAGCACUCUCACUAGUGUGAGUUUUAGAUCCAGGAGUAGAAUGAUCCUCCAUGGCUGCUCAUCUGUCGCUUGAUUUCACUAUGGCUUUUUCUGGUUUAUAGUGUUUUUUUAAUGGUGUUCUGCCAAGUUAUGUAAGUAUUGGAUUACUGGGUUUCAUGAAUCGAGUACAAAAUUAUUAUUGAUCA
Cryptomeria japonica (Japanese cedar) is the source of this 602-nucleotide messenger RNA. RefSeq lists its product as uncharacterized. The transcript has a single exon. Lineage: Eukaryota; Viridiplantae; Streptophyta; Pinopsida; Cupressales; Cupressaceae. The record is from RefSeq and is a predicted model, not a curated record. The coding region runs from base 102 to 398 and encodes 98 amino acids.